CCAACCUCCCAAGUUACGUGCUAAAGACCAUCACCAUUCACCACCCACUCCAUUCUCUUGGCUCUGUGUUUGAGGCUUUGUGUGCAACAAGAAACGAAUCGGAGCUGAGGAGAUGGAUCCGCGGUCUGCAGAGGUCGCCGCGGAGUUUCCGCCGCUGAUUCGCGUCUACAAGGACGGCCGCGCCGAGAGGCUAAUGCCCGUCGACCGCGUCCCGCCGGGCGUCGAUGCCGGCACGGGCGUCUCGUCUAAAGACGCCAUCGUCUCGCCGGAAACCGGCGUCUCCGUCCGCCUUUUCCUCCCGCCUCUCGCCGACAAGGGGGAGGAUAGGCUCCCCAUCGUCUUAUACGUCCACGGGGGCGCCUUCUGCGUCGGCUCCGCCCUCUCCUCCAUCUACCACUCCUUCUGCAACUCCCUCGCCUCCGUGUCCCGGGCCCUAAUCGUCUCCGUGGAGUACCGCCUCGCACCGGAGUGUCCCGUCCCCGCCUGCUACCUAGACUCCUGGGCAGCCCUCCAGUGGGUGGCUCGCCAAGGCGCAGAGGAGCCGUGGCUGAGGGAUCACGGUGACCUUGGCCGGAUCGUUCUGGCCGGGGACAGCGCCGGUGCCACCAUCUCCCACAGCCUAGCCAUGGCUGCCGGCGGCGCCGCUCCGUUCGAACCGCCCUCCGGCGAGGAAAAUCUAAAGGUGCAGAUAUCGGGGCUGGCUUUGAUCCAUCCCUACUUCUUCGGAAAGAAUCCGGGCCGCGACCCCCUGUGGGAGCUUGUUUACCCCACCACUCCCGGCACCGACGACCCUCUCGUGAACGUGGUGGCAGCAGGCGGGCCGGAGAUAUCGCAUCUCGGCUGCGGGAGGGUGUUGGUGUUUCUUGCGGAGAAGGAUUUUCUGAUCGGAAGGGGGAGGUGGUACGUCGAGGUGCUGAAGGGAAGCGGGUGGGGCGGCGCUGCCGAGGUGGUGGAGCACAAGGACGAGGGCCACGUCUUCCACCUGAUGGACCCCAAGUGCUCCAACGCCGACGACAUCCUCAAUCGCCUUUCCUCCUUCAUUAACGCUCCUGCUGCUGCUGCAAUAUGCCGCAUCUAGAGUUUACGGCUUCUCUGCCGUCGGCCGCUUCAGGUGAUUCCGUGCUUUCCUUCUGCUGUUUUUCCCUUUUCUGUGUCUUCCCUUCCAUUUUCUUGUUUUUGUGGGGUUGUUGCCAUUUGUGGUGGCGAGCGCUCCUGGAUAAAAAGUUACUGAAAUCUGAAAAUGACAUCUGGAGAGUUUCUCUUCUGGUCC
Molecule: messenger RNA, 1270 nt
Organism: Nymphaea colorata (pocket water lily)
Lineage: Eukaryota; Viridiplantae; Streptophyta; Magnoliopsida; Nymphaeales; Nymphaeaceae
Product: 2-hydroxyisoflavanone dehydratase-like
Exons: 1
Coding region: 113-1078 (321 amino acids)
Molecular function (GO): hydrolase activity
Source: RefSeq, a predicted model, not a curated record